AUGCUUUAAGAAAUUUAAUAGGCUUAAAAUAGAUUCAAAAUAUCAAUUGAAAAAGCCAAUAAAUCUAUUGUAGAAACAGAUAGACAAUAUUUGGAUGAAAAUGAUCAAUAAAUAUAUGAAUUAAAGGAUUAAUUAAAAGAUUUAUUGGAUAAAUUUUUAUAUUAAUCUCAGCAUUAAAAAUAUAAGGAUAAAAUAAAUGAAACAAUUUAUUCUAUAGUAAGGGUUUGUAGUAAUUUAAAAUUUCUUGACUAAUUAAUAUAGUAACAAAAAAUAUUGGAAGCAUAUUAAGAAUACAAAAACAAAUAUGAUUAGAUUUAGUAAUUUUUAGAAGAUAAAUAGCAAUAACAUUAAUAAUUACAUCAAUAAAUUUACAAUGAUUAAUACUUUGAAUAAAUAAAUGGAGAAAGAAUAAAAAAAUUAAAAAUAACACAAGACAAAUUCGAUUAAUUUAAAAACAAAAUGAAUCAAUUAAAAGAUUAGAUAACAAAUUUGUUCAAUAAUCAAUAUUACAAUAAUUAAUAAACUAAGAAUUUAACAAAUAAUGAAUUAAUAAAGAUUGAUUAAAAAAUAUUUGAGUUUUAAAAGUAAUUUGAUAAUUUUAAUGAAUUGAAUACAUAAAAUUAAAAUUCUUGUGAAAUUAUUCGUAAUUAAAUAAAAUUAUUGGAAGAGUUUAAGAGAAAAUAAAAGGAAGUAAAAGAGAAUGAAAUAGAAAAAGUAAAUUAAUUUAAGCUGACUAUUGAAAAAAAAGAAGCUGAACACAAAAGUGAAUAAGAAAAAGAAAUUUUUAAUUUAAUUAAUCAAUUAUAGAACAGAUAAGUUGAUAUGUGUAAUUUGAUUAAGUAAAACCUUAGGUCCAAAUGCUCAAGUGCAUUUAUGA
Paramecium pentaurelia is the source of this 877-nucleotide messenger RNA. NCBI's taxonomy places the organism in Eukaryota, Ciliophora, Oligohymenophorea, Peniculida, Parameciidae. The record is from the annotation of a GenBank genome assembly.